AUGUCUUUCUAUGUGAACAACAUUGUGUCAGAGGACAUGUUUGAGGAGAUUUUGGCCGACGAAAGAAUAGCCAUCGUCCGCUUUGGGUAUGCGGAGAGCCCGGAGUGCCAGAGGCUUGACAGAAUGCUGGCUGCGCUGGAAAGCACUGUAGGAAGGUAUUUUGCGUUCAGUGCGUAUGAAACAAAAGACGUCACCCAAAAGAUCCGGAAAAGGUACGAGAUCAGUGAUGAAACCCGGUGCAUUUUGGUGUUCUUCAGUCAGAAAAAGCCGGUGUAUGUUUCGUUCUGCCGGAGGCCCAGCUACCAAGUGUCCGAGAAGUUUCCAACACUUGACGAGCUUUUUUCGCUUUUAAUCAUGGUGAACCAAGGCAUAACCCACCGAAAGAAAAUCAUCAACAUAUACGGGACAUACUUUGAGGGGAAGCGCGGGGGCAAAAAGCCGGAGGCCUCCGAGGACUACGAGUAG
Nematocida major is the source of this 465-nucleotide messenger RNA. RefSeq names its product U5 snRNP protein, DIM1 family. Gene Ontology annotation, cellular component: U4/U6 x U5 tri-snRNP complex. Lineage: Eukaryota; Fungi; Microsporidia. Gene Ontology annotation, biological process: mRNA splicing, via spliceosome. The transcript has a single exon. The coding region runs from base 1 to 465 and encodes 154 amino acids. The record is from RefSeq and is a predicted model, not a curated record.